Messenger RNA from Histoplasma mississippiense, 555 nucleotides. RefSeq names its product GTPase NRas precursor. Lineage: Eukaryota; Fungi; Ascomycota; Eurotiomycetes; Onygenales; Ajellomycetaceae. The transcript has a single exon. The record is from RefSeq and is a predicted model, not a curated record. Gene Ontology annotation, biological process: signal transduction. Bases 1 to 555 code for a protein of 184 amino acids. Gene Ontology annotation, molecular function: GTPase activity; GTP binding; GDP binding. Gene Ontology annotation, cellular component: plasma membrane.
AUGCUGGAAGUGCUGGAUACUGCGGGACAGGAAGAAUACACUGCCUUGAGGGACCAGUGGAUUAGGGAUGGCGAGGGUUUUGUCCUGGUCUAUAGCAUUACGUCACGAUCUUCGUUCACCCGGAUACAAAAAUUUCACCAUCAGAUUCAACUUGUCAAAGAGUCCGCGAGCUCUGGAUCACCAACAGGCGCCAGCUAUCUCGGUUCUCCCAUAACCGCCCCGUCUCCCGGGAUGAAAGUUCCGGUAAUGCUGGUGGGGAAUAAAAGCGACAAGGCUAUCGAACGAGCGGUUUCUUCACAAGAAGGCUCCGCGCUGGCUAAGGAGCUUGGAUGCGAUUUCGUCGAAGCUUCAGCUAAAAACUGCAUUAAUGUUGAGAAAGCAUUUUAUGAUGUAGUUCGCCUGCUCAGGCAGCAACGGCAGCAACAAGGCGUUCGACAACCACUUAACAGAGCGCCUGGUUCUCAACGGGGGGAGAACGGGCCAGACCACCCUACGAGAUUCCGAAACGAUCGGCAAAGAGGACAUGGCCGCGGAAUAAAAUGCCUAAUCCUCUGA